AUGGCAGCAACCGGGCCCAUACAGACCCUACGAGGUAUAAUCUCAGAUUUAAGAGAAUAUUUCUUGCCUCAUCCCGUGGAUCCAGUCGAGGUACCUGUUGCUCCUCGGAAUGCUAGACCCCUUUCGGAGCAGGAAGUUGCUCAAUUACGACGCGAACAAGCUAAAGCUAUUGAUAAAUAUUUUGAUGAAGAAUUAGACAAAAAAAACUACGACGAGAUUAACAACAAGAAUCGAAGCCUACAAUGGAUGCCAGACAUUCGCGCUACGGAUCGUUUGUGGCGGCAAACUCGCGCAUAUUAUGCCGAGCUUCUCAAAUCCGAGAGAAUAUCCGACGUUCUUGAUGAAAACUAUGAAGAGAUGCAAAAGAUUUUGAUCAAUCCUCAGGCUUGGAGUAAUGACGUACAAGCUGUGAGAGAUGAACAAAGCAAAGAAUACUAUGAGAACAUUGGCCCAGGUGGACGUUUUGACGGACAGCUCGACAAUCUUGCAACAAAAAUGACAAUGGUCCACUUUGGUCUUCCUGUAGCACCAAUGACAUUGAAUAAUAUUAUGGUCCUCACUCCGGAUUGGGAAGACGAUGAAGACGAUGAAGAAGAUCCCGCACCUUCUCCCCCUCGGACACAGAGAAUUAUCUAUUCCGAGAAGCCUUUAGAAUUUUUGGAUUCGUAUAUUGAGAGAUCUUUCGGAUACCAAAUUAUCCGACGUCCUCGAGUAAGCAUGCGAGGUGGCGCUGGGUCUAUUGAGGAAUUAGACCUUGCAGAUAGUAGUGAUGGUGAAUGGGGCUCGCUCGUCAAUAUGCGUGGGGGUGCGGAUCUUCAUGAGCGCGCCCCUCUACUAAGAGGGUUUUAUCUUAACCUUCUGGGCCCAAGUCCUAAGCAUAAGUCUCGGCGUACACAUCUGGUCCAAAGAGAAUUCCUCAUUUCAGCUCAUAGGCUUCUUGGGAUCCCGAAUGAAAUGGAUUUGCACUUCAAUGUUGAUAUCUAUCGCCAGGUAGAUCCACGUAAGAUUGAUAAACCACUACAAAUCUCAUUUUCAAUAGCUUCACAUGAAGAUUUCGAAAAGAAGUGGCCAAGUAUUGAGGAGGUCAUCGGCAAAGUUGAUCACGACCAACUCAGUAUCAUAAUUGAAGAGCGCUUUCCUGAUGAAGACGUUCCUAUGUUCUAUGAGGAUUUACGUCGUUUGGCAAAAGAAUUCCCCGAUGAUGCUCAAAAAACAUCUCAGCAUCCCAUCUAUUCGUAUUUUGGGAAGAAACUUACCAGACCAACAUACCUCGCUUUCAAAGACACCGUCACGAAACUUUUGAAUAUAGAUCCGAGAUCAGAUUGGUCUUUCUUGGUUGAUGUUCAUACUGAAGAUCGCAUAUUGCCACCCUUACAUUUUACCAGAACACAAUACAGGAACGAUUUCCUUUCCCUCAGGGAUAAAUUUCUUAUCGGUGCUAGUAAUAAAAUAAGCGUCUUCGUGCGCAAUGUUAGUGGUUACGCACCCUCACAACACCAAGUCGUCGAACCACCUCAAAAUAGUCAAAUAGUCAGGUUAUACAGCCAACAAGAAAAUGCGGAAAGUUACUGGAAAAUACCCUUGGUCCUCAACCCUGCAAUACCAUACUGUCUAAAUAACUUACAGCCCUCAUUUGUCAGAGCUUUCCUUGCCAUUUACGGCCAGGAUCGUCCUUCACGCAAUCCACGACUUUCCGCCACACAAGAAGGGGUUCGCGAACAUGCUCUUAAUUUUGGCGGUAUGGAGGUAACCCCUCAAACUUGGGAGUGGGUUGUUGAACGAGUUAGACAACAGAAAAAUCUUCCAAAACCUGUCGCAGAACCUGAUGCUGAUUCUGAUGCUGAAUCUGAGGUUGAUUUGUCAUGUCAACUCACUAUAACAAUUCCACCUCAUUCAGACAUGAGGAAAAAGCCCGAGGAUACAAUUUACCUCCAUCUCAUUGGCGAUGACUACCAGAGGGAUAUUGCAUUUGAACGCAAUGAAUAUCAACAUAUUUACAGCUUUAUUGUAGAACGACUGAGAAAGGUUCAUCGUCAUAGCCAGAAUUCAAAAUACCCGAACGGUAGUCUUGUCGCAAUGUGGUUCAGUGCUAUAGAACGUGAAGAGAACCUGCCGCCUGUCAUUAUAGAAAUUGAUGACGAGUUACCAGACGCUGAGAAGGGCAAUAUGAUUAGAACAGCUUUCCUCGGUCGCGUACAAACUUUCUCGAAUAUUUGGUUCCGUCCGGAGUAUCAAGUUUUCACUCUUCAUGAUAAUGUCGAAGGCGAACGUAUCUGGCAGUGGGAUACAACAGACGAACAACACAAUACCUCCCUAGAGAACUUCAGGGCAAACAUGAGAGAAAUGUAUGAUGAUUGGGAUCAUGCUCUUGACUCGAAUUUUGUUUUACUCCAAACAAAGACAAAUCGUUCAUUCGCAGUGGAUCGAAGAACUACAGAGAGUUACUGGAGGAAAUACAUCUUUGAUUGGCUCACAGAAACCGAUAUAUUCAUUGAGCGAAGAGAAACUAGACCUUUCAUGCAACCUGAUACAGUUCCUUGGGGCUAUAGACAUACUCGUCAAAUCCCACCUCCUCCUCCGGUGGAACUUAACCCAGUUCCUGUGGCGCCUGUUGUUGAAGCAUCACAGCAGCCUCGUAUCAACAAGACACGACUCAUUGCACCCGUUGCCGAAAAGGCCAUCACUCCAAAAUGGGAGACUUGGAUGACAGAUCAACAUCGUAAGGAUGCAUUACAGCGUCGUUCAUAUAUCCAAGACCAAUCAGUCAUUGAGCCGGGUCUUGAUCCCUCAGCACCAACAUAUGGGCCUAGUAAAGAAUUGACAUUAGGAGUUUCUCUUUCAACUCCUGCAGUUUAUACACAACGACUGACCCCUACUGAUAUUUUAAACUUGGUAGAAGAAAAUCAGAAGUUAAGGAAUGGCUUGUUGGAGCGAUCUCACAACUGUCUCAUCUGCUCUGUGACCAUGGCGGGCUAUGAGCAUGCUGAAAUACAACGACAUUAUGGACAGCAUCUAGUCCAACUCCAAAAAGAGGGUCAAUGUCCUCUUUGUGAGCGAGAAUCGUGGUCGAUCAUGACCAUGGAGCAAAAGAAAGAGCAUCUUGAAACUCAUCAAGUGGAAACAGACACCGAAAUGAUUCGCAAUUUCUGGAAUGGCAUUGAAUGUCCUGUUUGCGAUGCCAAAAUGAGUGGUUUUACGGCCGAACAAGUUCUUCGUCACAUGGCAGACCAUAUACCAGGAAUCGUCGAAUUCUGUGACAAAUGCGGACUUCGCACCGCUAUCUGCAAUCAUGCUGAACUAGUUCAUCACAGAUACGUAUGCCUUGAUCAACCAGAUCAUGGACCACUUGAUCUAAAACCUUCAUUCUGCGGCGAUUGUGGUCAGAACCGUACCACGGAGGACGAAGAAGAACGGGGUCAGCAUGUCAUAAAUUGUACCGCUAAGAAUCGACGUGUUCAAGAUAAGAAGUUCUGUACCAAAUGUGGCAUUGAUAAGAGUGCAUGGAGCAACAAUGAAAUCACCACGCAUGAUGAGCAUUGCACAUCUCCACAAGGUUUGCCAAAAGCUUUUUGCUUGAGAUGUGGUACAAAGUUGCUUGGUGUCACUGAAGUUCAAUUGGAUGAUCAUAGAGUAUAUUGUUCUAUUAGAACAAAAGAACCUGAGAAUUUGAGACAGCGAGUUGAAGAGCUUCAGGCACGAACUGCAACACUCAAUCGCAUUGCGGCCAAGAACGCAGCCACACUCUCCUGGAUUACCCAACGGGAGAACGAGCUCGUAGAAAGCGAAAGAGCUUUAGCCGAACGAGAGUCGAAACGCCCUAUGGGUGAAAGACGAGCAUACGCUGAAGAUAGGAAUAGCCUUGGACCAUGUCCUUGGUCUCGCAAAGGUUGCGAAUAUCACACGAUCAACCAGACGCGAAGGCAAAUCUUUGAACACAUGGCCACACAUUUAGUUACCGAUCAAAACAAAAGUCUCCCAUUUACUUGUCCAUUCCCUGGCUGUAGCAAGCAAAUUGCUGUACCCGGCUCAGAUUCCGAUGACAAUCUUCUCGUGGUAGACCAUUAUCGUCACCGCAAUUAUCAAGGUAUCGCGGAUGUACAUGGUGUGUCUAAGGGCAGGGAUCCGAAGGAACUCAAAAAAUUGGUAGAUCAUUUCCAAAAGGCCAAUGCAAUGAAUUCCCGUACCCGCUUGCGAAAUACUACACCACUUCCUGGGCCAGGCCAGGGACAAGGGACGGGUGGAGCAGGAGCGGGUGGAUUUGGUGGCGGAUUAGGAGGUGGAGGGGGAUUCCAGCACUCCAACUCCAACCGCCUUGAAACAGGUUACGCGAAUCACCCCUCAUACCUACCUUCCGACGACAACUUACAGCAAAGUAUCGAAGCCGAUCAUGUACAAUACGGAGACGAUGAAAAUCUUUUCCAAGCUGGCGAUUACGAGCCUCCAACUGAAGCCGAAACCGACCCCGGAGUCGAAAUCGAAAUUUCGCAGCCAACACCUACCAGACGACACCGGUCCUUUGCAGCUCCGCUAGACUCAUACGAUAAACCAUACUCCACAUACACUCUCAAAUCAAUCAGGCAACCCCCUCCCCUUCCAUACUCCCCCACCAAACGUAAAUCGUCCGCCGCAAUCCCCGAAGAGGACUUAUACCCACCCUCUAACCGUACCACGCGUCGACGCACGGCGAUCCAGACUCCAAGUCCAGAGAUCGAAGCCGAACCCGUGCGAAGAUCGAGUCGACAGGAUCGCCGACGAAAAUCAAUGCAUGGUAUAGAUCUAGAUCAAGAUGAAGACGAGGGAGAAACAAGAGAGGUAAAGCCUCAGGAUUGGAAAAAUCUAAUGAAUACGUAUGAAACCGAGACGUCGCGGAUAAAGCAGUAUGAGUCGAGUGGUACUGAGAGCUCAGGGCAGGCACAGGUACACCAGGAGGGCGAAAAUGAGAGUUCGGAGCAAGUUACUUCGACGUCUAAUUCGAACCGGAGUCCGAGUCCGGUUCGUAGGGUGACGAGGUAUAGAACCAGGUCAGGAGGAUAA
This is a messenger RNA of Botrytis fragariae, 5034 nucleotides long. Its product is annotated as putative transcription factor c2h2 protein. Lineage: Eukaryota; Fungi; Ascomycota; Leotiomycetes; Helotiales; Sclerotiniaceae. The record is from RefSeq and is a predicted model, not a curated record. The transcript is spliced from 4 exons. The coding region runs from base 1 to 5034 and encodes 1677 amino acids.